AUGACCAAGUGCCACCGUCUCCUCAUAUCUGCACUCGCUGUGAUUGCUAGCGAUACUGCCCUGCUGGCUUGUGCGGCUGACGCAGUGUCUCCAGUCACUUCCUUGGACCACACGCAAGCGGAUGAGUCGAACGUGCAAGUGAAUCGAUUGAAUGAAAGCGCGAAUGAUGCUGGUGGUGAAGAAAGAGUGCCCAACUUUCUUUUGCCGUUCAUCGAAAGGUUUGGCGUUGACUGGAAGAAAGUGCAAAACAGGAUUGCUCGGAUUGGAGAAGAAUCUGCUUGGAGCAAGUACAAGGGUGCCUGGCGCAAGGAAAACAAGGCCAGUGAGGAGGAGGUUACCUCGAUAACGGGACUGGAUGAUAGGUGGAAGAAGAACGAGGAAGAUUUGGCGAAGUUCCUGGCCCUUCAUAAGAAAGCGGACGAGGCUGUGAAAGCGGAAGAGUCAAAAUGGUUGCAAGCGAAAGCAAUCUGGGACAGGGAACAAGCAGCCUGGAGGACGAAGAAAACAAUCUGGCAGAGACUGUUUUCUACGAAGAAGCCUGUGAAGUGGGAUCCGACUGCCUUGGCGGAGAGGCGUGCUGCCAUGGAUAAGGUGGUGGAUGCCCAUGAUGAGAAACAAGAAGUUUUACGUCAAAAAGCAAGGUGGACGGACCAAGAAAAACAGUCAGUGCACGAACUUUCGCAUUUGCAGAAACAGGUGGCCGAAGAGGAGGUUAAGCAAAAUCUGGCCAGGUUCACGACACUGAAAGAGGACGAUGUUACCGUGGACAAAUACGGAGAACUACUGGAUCUGGACCCGUCGACCGUCAAGUCAUACGUACGCGGGAAGAUUUCUCCCCAAGACUUUUCCCGAAUGGGGCCGGAGUACAGGAGAUUCUUGUACUACGAGAAAUUCUACGAAAAAGGAUCCGAAGGGGUCGAUAAUUUCAUUGCUCUUAUGCAUCGACCGUCAGAGUGGUGGUAG
This is a messenger RNA of Hyaloperonospora brassicae, 963 nucleotides long. NCBI's taxonomy places the organism in Eukaryota, Oomycota, Peronosporomycetes, Peronosporales, Peronosporaceae. The record is from the annotation of a GenBank genome assembly.